GGUAGCUAGUUUGUUUUUUUUUACUGAGUGCAUUGCAACUAGAAACUAGAAAACGCGUGAAUUUGUAUUCUUAAGGGCUAUAAAUACGCUCCUAUCCCCAUGCUUAUCGUUCAUGCAAACUGUCCACCAGAUCAACCAAGGUAGUAGUAGAAUUUCUCAGCAUUCACACAUAAGAGAGGAUGAAGAAUCACAUACACACAUUCUCACUCCUUUUUAUAUAAUUUUUCUCAACACUUAUUUCAGUUUUCUCACUCUUUCAAACAACAACAGGAAACAAAAACAAGUAACAUUAAUAUGAACAAACAACUCAUCCUUAUCUGUCUCUUUAUCCUCUUCUCAUCUAUCAUUGUAACUAUAACCGGCGAUGCGGUUGCCGGAGACAAUAACCCGUUCACUCCAAGAGCAUAUGUAAACCGUUAUUGGGACAAAGAGAUCCGCAACAGCUUACCGAAACCGUCGUUCCUGUUUUCCAAGGCGUCACCGCUAAGCACGGUGGAAGCCGCGACGUUCGCCAAGCUAGCCGCCGGGAACACUCUCUCCACGCGCCUGCCGGAGUUUUGCUCCGCUGCAAAACUCCUCUGCAUCCCAGAAGUUGCUGCAAGUCUCGAAAAACACGACAAGGACGCAAACUUUGCUGUUUACAAAGACAAGAACUUCACCAACUAUGGAACGAGUCGACCCGGUGGAAUCGACUCGUUCAAAAGCUACUCCGACGGGGAAAACAUUCCGGUGAACGAUUUCCGUCGCUACAGCCGUAACUCCGCCGGCCACAAAGACAGUUUCACCAGCUACGCCACAGAAAGCAACGUGGCUGACGAAAGCUUUCACACAUACGGCACCGGAGCAACCGGCGGCACCGGCGAUUUCAAACAAUACACAAAAGAAACCAACAAUCCCACCCUCGCUUUCACUUCAUACUCCGACAGCUCCAACGGAAGAACCCAAUCUUUCACUUCCUACACCGAAAACGGCAAUGCCGGUGAUCAAUCAUUCUCAUCCUACGGCAAAAACGGUAACGGCCCCGCCGAAGAAUUCAUCUCGUACGGAACAAGCACCAACGUUGUCGGAUCCAGUUUCUCCAACUACGCCGAAACCUCAAACGCCGGUAACGACAGUUUCACAAACUACGGCGAGGAUAUGAAUAACCCAACCAACAAUUUCAACAACUACGCCAACGGAGCUAACGGCGCAACUCAAACGUUCUCAAAUUACCGUGAAAAAGCCAACGUCGGUGCAGAUUCCUUCACCAGCUACGCCAAAAUAGCAAACGCCGCUGAAGUUGAUUUCAACAACUACGGAAAAUCGUUCAACGAUGGAACCGACACAUUCACAAGCUACGCUAAAACAUCUUCCGGCGAAACGAAGGUAAACUUCAAAGGCUACGGUGUUAAGAACAGUUUCAAAGAGUAUACAAAAGAAGGUGUUUCUUUCGCAAAGUACACAAACGCGAGUUCAACAACGUUGGAAGAGAAAAAAAACACGGUGAGUGGCAAUUUGGUAAAAAAGUGGGUUGAACCGGGUAAAUUCUUUAGAGAGAAAACGUUGAAAGAGGGUACAGUGAUGCCUAUGCCAGAUAUCAGUGAUAAAUUACCUAAAAGGUCGUUUUUACCCCGGAGUAUUCUUUCGAAAUUACCGUUUUCUACGUCGAAAAUCGAUGAAAUGAAAGCGCUAUUCAAAGCUUCUGAUAAUGGUUCAAUGGAGAAAAUGAUGAGAGAUACAUUGGGAGACUGUGAGAGAGUUCCAAGCCGCGGUGAAACGAAACGGUGCGUGGGGUCCAUUGAGGACAUGAUCGACUUUGCAACUUCGGUUCUCGGUCGAAACGUCGUCGUUCGGACAACUCAGAAUUUAAACGGGUCGAAGAAGAGUGUUAUGGUGGGUCGGGUUAGUGGAAUCAACGGUGGGAAAGUUACCCGAUCGGUUUCUUGUCAUCAGAGUUUGUUUCCUUCUUUACUGUACUACUGUCACUCUGUUCCUAAGGUUCGGGUUUACCAAGCGGAUCUACUUGACCCGAAAAGUAAAGAUAAGAUUAAUCAAGGUGUUGCGGUUUGCCACUUGGAUACUUCUGAUUGGAGUCCUACCCAUGGAGCUUUUAUGUCGCUCGGGUCGGGUCCGGGUCGGAUCGAAGUUUGUCAUUGGAUAUUUGAGAACGACAUGUCGUGGACAGUUGCUGAUUGAUUGUUGAUCGAGAAGGUUGUGAAGAAUGAAUUAUGAAGAAUGAGAAAAUGAAUGGUUCUAAAUAGGAAAUCAAAACUGGUUUUUUUUUCAGCUUAAAAAAAAUUAAGCAGUUAGAAAACUAUUUGUUUUGAAUUUUAAUUUAAAUAUUUUAAGUAAUGUAAUUUUUUUUUUUUUCAAUUUUUAGUUUGAUAGAAAAAAGUCAAGGUAUGGUAUUAUUACAUUUGGAAGUAUAUUAUCUUAUAUUAUAUUAUAUAUUUUAAUUGUAAGUGUUAA
Vicia villosa (hairy vetch) is the source of this 2448-nucleotide messenger RNA. RefSeq names its product polygalacturonase 1 beta-like protein 3. The coding region runs from base 295 to 2175 and encodes 626 amino acids. The record is from RefSeq and is a predicted model, not a curated record. Lineage: Eukaryota; Viridiplantae; Streptophyta; Magnoliopsida; Fabales; Fabaceae. The transcript is spliced from 3 exons.